CUUCAUUUGAGCUACUGCCACCACCUUUUCUCCGAGCAGCAAGCCGCGUUAACCUAGUUGUUCUCUUCUUCUCCAAACGACACUUACUACGAGCCAUGGCCGCCGCCGCAGAGAUUGACGCUGAGAUUCAGCAACAGCUUACCAACGAGGUCAAGCUCUUCAACCGUUGGAGCUUUGACGACGUUUCGGUCACAGACAUUAGUCUUGUUGACUACAUUGGUGUGCAGCCUGCUAAGCACGCAACCUUUGUCCCCCACACUGCUGGAAGAUACUCUGUGAAGAGGUUCAGGAAGGCUCAAUGCCCAAUCGUCGAGAGGCUCACAAACUCUCUCAUGAUGCACGGGAGGAACAACGGUAAGAAGCUGAUGGCUGUGAGGAUCAUCAAGCACGCCAUGGAGAUCAUCCAUCUCUUGACUGACUUGAACCCAAUUCAGGUCAUCAUUGAUGCCAUUGUCAACAGUGGUCCACGUGAAGAUGCUACCAGGAUUGGAUCUGCUGGUGUGGUUAGGAGGCAGGCUGUUGAUAUCUCUCCUCUGAGACGUGUGAACCAAGCCAUCUUCUUACUCACUACUGGCGCACGUGAAGCUGCCUUUAGAAACAUCAAGACAAUCGCUGAGUGCCUUGCUGAUGAGCUCAUCAAUGCUGCCAAGGGAUCUUCCAACAGCUAUGCUAUCAAGAAGAAGGAUGAGAUUGAGAGAGUUGCAAAGGCCAACCGUUAAGGAAGAUCGUCCUAUGCCUUGAGUUUGCACUACAUCUCAAAGACCUUAUUUUACUGUUUCUCAUUAGAGCUUUGGACGUGUUUCAGAAGAUGUCCGUAUCUUUUAAUGAAGUUUUUUGACACUUUGGCAUCUUGAUCAAAACCGUUUCAUGUUUAAGAAUAUUUUCAUCUUUAUAUUUCUAAUUUAAAAGUUGUUAUUUAAUCAAA
Molecule: messenger RNA, 925 nt
Organism: Raphanus sativus (radish)
Lineage: Eukaryota; Viridiplantae; Streptophyta; Magnoliopsida; Brassicales; Brassicaceae
Product: 40S ribosomal protein S5-1
Exons: 4
Coding region: 96-719 (207 amino acids)
Biological process (GO): translation; ribosomal small subunit assembly
Cellular component (GO): cytosolic small ribosomal subunit; ribosome
Molecular function (GO): rRNA binding; mRNA binding; structural constituent of ribosome
Source: RefSeq, a predicted model, not a curated record